AUGAUGAACAUCAUCUUCGACUCCUCUAACGUCUCCAUAGCGGUGGCAGAUGACAAAACAGGGGAGGGCGACAGCACUUGUGGCAGAGGCAUCAAGAGGGGUGGGUUGUCGCUUGGGAGGACGGGCAGGAUUGUGACAAUGUGCAGGCUCCGAUUCGGUUUUGGGCCACGGAAACGGGCACGGGAUGACAACGGCGACGGCGAUCUCAUCAGCAACCUUCCGGACGCCGUCCUCUGCACCAUCAUCUCCCUCCUCCCCACCAAGGACGGCGCUCGCACGCAGGCCAUCGCCCGCCGAUGGCGCCCCCUCUGGCGCUCCGCGCCUCUCAACCUCGACGCCAAGAACCUCAGCACCAAUGAUUUCAAGCAGCCGCGCCGCCGCCAAGGGCGUCGACCGUCGACGGAAUCCAUCAUCUCCAGGAUCCUCGCCGACCAUCCUGGCCCUGCCCGUCGCUUCGACAUCCGAUUACCCUGCAUCUCCCCAACAAAAAGAGAGUACGCCAAGAGUGUUGCUCAGAUCGCGAGCUGGUUCCAGUCUCGGAGCCUCGACAACCUUGAGGAGCUCCAUAUCCACUUCCCAAUCUUGCGACUAGUAGGUCCGAACCCCCUGCUCUCAUCUGUGCUCCGCUUCACAUCAACUCUUGUCGUGGCCACUGUUGGCUACUGCGAUGUCUCAGAUGAGAUCGCUCCUUCAUUGAAUUUCCCCAUCCUCAAGCAUCUCACUCUGCGUUACGUUAACAUCUCCGUGGGUUCAUUCCAUGGUGUUCUUUCCGCCUGCCAUGUGUUGGAGACCCUAUCUCUGGAUGGAAAUUCUUAUAAUGGCUCCCUCCACAUUAGCUCGCGAACUCUUAGGAGCAUCUGCUUCAGUAAUUGUCAUAUGGGUAAAAGCGAAUUGGUUAUUGAGGACACCCCUCACCUUGAAAGGCUGCUUUGUCCAUGGUUGGACGGCGAGGCUAUCCGGGUAAGCAGGGCACCUAAACUGGACAUAUUGGGCCCUUUGUCACCUUGCAUCUCCAAUAUUCAGAUUGCAAACCUAGUCUUUCAGGGGUUGGUUCCAACCAGCUUCAACAAUUUGAUAUGCACAGUGAAGGUUCUGGCUCUCGAGUUUUCUUGCGCUGAUUUGAAUGCGGUUCUUGACGUCCUCAUGUUCUUCCCCUGCUUGGAAAAGCUUUAUGUUAUGUCUAGUUAG
Molecule: messenger RNA, 1188 nt
Organism: Triticum turgidum subsp. durum (durum wheat)
Lineage: Eukaryota; Viridiplantae; Streptophyta; Magnoliopsida; Poales; Poaceae
Source: the annotation of a GenBank genome assembly